AUGGGGAAAAAACCAAAUGGCUGGAGAAGUAUGGUUAAAAUUAUUUAUGAAAAAACACAUCCAAGUCUCUGUUUGCGGUCUCCUCAAGCUACGAGUUUGAGUCGUGCUACCAGCUUUAACAAGGUCAAUGUUAAUUUGUUUUUUGAAAAUUAUACUAAUGUUUUAAACAAGCAUGGAUUUAACGCUGUCGACAUCUGGAAUAUGGAUGAAACUGGUGUUACCACAGUUCAAACACCAAAUAGAGUGAUAGCUCGAAAGGGAGCAAAACAAGUUAGUGCCAUGACAUCGGCAGAACGAGGCACGUUGGUUACACUUGCUCUUGCUGUGAAUGCUAUAGGAAAUAGUAUUCCACCUAUGUUCAUUUUCCCUCAAAAACGUUUCCAAGAUCAUUUUAUACGUGACGGUCCAAUUGGGUGCAUUGGAACUGGAAAUGUUUCAGGUUGGAUGGUAGAAGAAGACUUUUAUAAAUUCCUGCAACAUUUUAAAAACCAUGUUAGGCCUUCCUCCAAACAUAAAGUAUUGAUGAUACUUGACAAUCAUAAUUCUCAUAUGGCUGUGAAAAAUAUAGAAUAUUGCAAGCAAAAUGGAAUAAUUUUAUUGACAUUUUUUCCACACUGCACCCACAAAUUGCAGCCAUUGGACCGUGCUGUUUUUGGCCCUUUAAAAAAAGCUAUUAAUACUUCUUGCGACAAUUGGAUGCGUUCAAAUCCAGGAAAAGUCAUGACUAUUUACGACAUUCCUAGAAUCGUGAAAACGUCGUUUGAAAUAGCAAUAACAACAAAAAAUAUAACUUCAGGAUUUUCUGCAUGUGGAAUCUGGCCUGUUAAUACAGCAAUCUUUACAGAGCAAGAUUUUCUACCAAGUCAAGUUACAGACCGUCCUUUGAAUAAUUCAGGGAUAGAGGCAACACUUAACCGACAAAGUUUCUCUACAUCAGCUGAGAUUAAUACUCCUUCAACAUCAACUUCUAUUGCAGUGACUGAUAUUGAUAGAGUUGCAACAGUGAAAGAAUUUAUUUCUUCUGUUUCAAAUGCAUCUUGUUCAUCAAAUACUGCAGAAAAAGUAUUUUCACCUGAAGUUAUCAGACCGCUGCCUAAAGCUUCACCAAGAAAGGGCACUCAAAAUAGAAAAAAAAUCAAAUCGGCUAUUCUGACAAAUACUCCUGUCAAAGAAGAAUUAGCACAAAUACAAGCUAAAAGAAAUCUUAAAAAAAUUAAAAAGAGAGUAUUUGAUGGAGAACAAAAACCAACUAGCAAAAACAAGCAAUUAAAAUCUGCCCAAAACAAUAGAACUGAGAAUGAUGACACUGAAGAUUGUUUCUGUUUAUGUUGUUUGGAAUCAUUUUCAAACA
Molecule: messenger RNA, 1351 nt
Organism: Pseudomyrmex gracilis
Lineage: Eukaryota; Metazoa; Arthropoda; Insecta; Hymenoptera; Formicidae
Exons: 1
Cellular component (GO): nucleus
Molecular function (GO): DNA binding
Source: RefSeq, a predicted model, not a curated record